AUGGAGGAGAGGCUAGUUGAAAUUGAGGAGGGAGGAUUGAUGGAGAGACUUGAAUGGCAGAAGGAGCGAAUUGCAAUGGAAAGAGCGACUGGUCACAUGAACACUAUAUUAACUUUAAAGGAGAGCAACCCUCUGCUGAAAAGAGGAUCCAUCAAAGACCAGACUCUGCUGAACCUGAACCCAGCUUUGUGUCCUUCAAGAGCGACUGGUCAAAUGAACGCUAUAUUAGUUUUAAAGGAGAGCAACCCACUGCUGAAAAGAGAGUGCCCCUUCCAGGGUAACUUCAUCUGCACAUCCCCCCUGGAGAACCAGCGACCCUUGCUGCUGAAGGAUAACAUUGGCACUUUUGUGAAGAACGAGCUGAAGAAGAUCCAUAAGGUUUUGAAUCCAGAUUACCCAGAAUGCUUAGAGAGUCAGAGGGAGGAUGAGGCUGAAGAUGAAGAGCAGAGGAGCAGCAGAGAGUCAUUUCUGAAGAUCACACUGCACUUCCUGAGGAGAAUGAAGCAGGAGGAGCUGGCUGACCGUCUGCAGAGCAGAAGUUCUGCUGGAGUUUGUAAACGUAAACUCAAAUCUAACCUAAACAAGAAGUUCCAGUGUGUGUUUGAGGGCAUUGCUAAAGCAGGAAACCAAACCCUUCUGAAUCAGAUGUUCACAGAGAUCUACAUCAUGGAGGGAGGGACUGCAGAGGUCAAUGAUGAACAUGAGGUCAGACAGAUUGAAACAGCGUCCAGAAAACCAGAUAGACCAGAAACAACAAUCAGACGAGAAGACAUCUUUAAAGCCCCACCUGGAAGAGAUGAACCAAUCAGAACAGUGAUGACUAAGGGAGUGGCUGGCAUCGGGAAAACAGUCUUAACACAGAAGUACACUCUGGACUGGACUGAAGGCAAAGUUAACCAGGACAUCCAGUUCACAUUUCCAUUCACUUUCAGAGAGCUGAACGUGCUGAAAGAGAAACGGUACAGCUUAGUGGAACUUGUUGAUCACUUCUUCAGUGAAACCAAAGAAGCAGGAUUCUGCAGGUUUGAAGAGUUCCAGGUUGUGUUCAUCUUUGACGGUCUGGAUGAGUGUCGACUUCCUCUGGACUUCCACAACACUGAGAUCCUGACUGAUGUUACAGAAUCUGCUUCAGUGGAUGUGCUGCUGACAAACCUCAUCAGAGGGAAUCUGCUUCCCUCUGCUCGCCUCUGGAUUACCACACGAUCUGCUGCAGCCAAUCAGAUCCCUCCUGAAUGUGUUGACAUGGUGACAGAGGUCAGAGGGUUCACUGACCCACAGAAGGAGGAGUACUUCAGGAAGCGAUCCAGAGACAAGAAGCAGGAAAGCAGAAUCAUCUCCCACAUCAAGACAUCACGAAGCCUCCACAUCAUGUGCCACAUCCCAGUCUUCUGCUGGAUAACUGCUACAGUUCUGGAGGAUGUGUUGAAGACCAGAGAGGGAGGAGAGCUGCCCAAGACCCUGACUGAGAUGUACAUCCACUUCCUGGUGGUUCAGUCCAAACUGAAGAACAUCAAAUACGGUGGAGAAGCUGGGACCGAUUCAAACUGGAAUAAAGAGACGACGACGAUGAUUGAUUCUCUGGGGAAACUGGCUUUUGAGCAGCUGCAGAAAGGCAACCUGAUCUUCUAUGAAUCAGACCUGACGGAGUGUGGCAUCGAUAUCAGAUCAGCCUCAGUGUACUCAGGAGUGUUCACACAGAUCUUUAAAGAGGAGAGUGGACUGUACCAGGACAAGGUGUUCUGCUUCGUUCAUCUGAGUGUUCAGGAGUUUCUGGCUGCUCUACAUGUCCAUCUGACAUUCAUCAACUCUGGAGUCAACCUGCUGUCAGAAGAACAAACAACAUCGUGGUGGUCUGAAGUGUUCAGAGACAAAUCAACAUGUUUCUACCAGAGUGCUGUGGACAAGGCCUUACAGAGUCCAAAUGGACACCUGGACUUGUUCCUCCGCUUCCUCCUGGGACUUUCACUGCAGGCCAAUCAGAAUCUCCUACAAGGCCUGAUGACACAGACAGGAAGUAGCUCAGAGACCAUUCAGAAAACAGUCGAGUACAUCAAGAAGAAGUUCAGUGAGAAUCUGUCUGCAGAGAGAAGCAUCAGUCUGUUCCACUGUCUGAAUGAAAUGAAUGAUCGUUCUCUAGUAGAGGAGAUCCAACAUUCCCUGAGUUCAGGAAGUCUCUCCACAGAUGAACUGUCUCCUGCUGAGUGGUCAGCUCUGGUCUUCAUCUUACUGUCAUCACAGUCAGAUCUGGACGUGUUUGACCUGAAGAAAUUCUCUGCUUCAGAGGAGGCUCUUCUGAGGCUGAUGCCAGUGGUCAAAGCCUCCAACAAAGCUCUGUAAGUGGGAUUUAUUCAA
This is a messenger RNA of Sander lucioperca (pikeperch), 2352 nucleotides long. Its product is annotated as NLR family CARD domain-containing protein 3-like. Lineage: Eukaryota; Metazoa; Chordata; Actinopteri; Perciformes; Percidae. Bases 1 to 2337 code for a protein of 778 amino acids. The transcript has 6 exons. The record is from RefSeq and is a predicted model, not a curated record.